AUGGCUCCCAACCCCCAUGGCAACCUGAUAUCUCUGCUCUUUUCGCUCCUCAUCUUGUAUCCAGCUCUAGCUGCGGCCGUCGACCUCGACUACUGCGCCGAAUUCAACACGGGAAGCACCUUUAACUCUGUUGUCGAUGGCUUCCAGUCUAUCGGGGCGUGUCAGAAGACAUGCGGGACCCAAUACGCCUUUGCUGUCCUUCAGGGGAAGACGUGCUGGUGCACGAAUGCUGCCCCGAAAGACACCAUCCCGAACGGCAGAUGCAACCAGAACUGCCCCGGAUACCCAGAUGACAAGUGCGGAAACACCUCGGAGGGCCUCUUCGCCUACAUCAUGCUCGACAAGAAACCGUCCACGACGAUUGGUAACCCGUCAUCGACCACUACCUCGUCGGUUAGUAGCACUCAGUUCUCUUCAUCAUCAAGCACAGACAUGUCUACUACCGCUGCCAUGGGGGGGAAUCGUUCUUCAUCAUCUUCUUCUUCUUCACUUUCACCUUCACCUUCUCCUUCAUCUUCUUCAUCUACCCUGCAAUCCCAAUCUCCUGCACCCGAACAGACAUCUCAAUCAACACAGAUGAUUUUGACACCAAGUGUACAGACCACCAGCAGGGCCAGUGUGAGCACAGAGACUCGCACCACUACACUAUCGCCUACCUCAACUUCAUCGUCAUCAUCAUCAUCUUCUUCUUCAUUUUCUUCUACAUCUUCAUCUUCGUCUACGAAAACCUCGAAAACAACAACUUCACCCGCAUCGACAACUACCGAUCCUACUGCUUCGAUCACCACCGUAGAAGGACGGGUCACUACCAUCACGGUUCCGAACGCACCAGCGCAAACCCACCCUCCAGCCAGCAACGAGGGCUCCUCGCUAUCCGGCGGUGCCAUUGCUGGAAUCAUCAUCGGCACUUUGGCCGUAUUCGCCAUCUUCACGGGCAUUAUCCUGUGGCUCUUCUGCUUCCGUCGCCGCCAACAGGCUAAGAUUGAUGAUAGCUACCGUUCGCCUUUCCACGAAUCCCCAGUUCCACAGCCUAUCUUUGAAAACACACUAAGCAGCCGCGUCCCGGCCAUGAGAGUCGCUCCAGUUGCUAAUGGGAAUGGUACUACAGCAGGUAGUAGAGGUAGCACAGCUCGUCUGAGUAUCCCCGCUUUCACCGACCAUCGAAUGAAGAAGGAUGCCUUGGUUUACUCCCAUGGAGGUCGUCAUAGCAACGUUUCUCUGCAGGAUAACCAGGAUUAUUCUCGACCCGUGUUGCGAGUAAGUCGGCCGUCCUCUCCCCCCUUUACUUCGAUUCCUCGGAAAUAG
Messenger RNA from Trichophyton verrucosum HKI 0517, 1305 nucleotides. Its product is annotated as ER membrane protein Wsc4, putative. The record is from RefSeq and is a predicted model, not a curated record. The transcript is spliced from 3 exons. Bases 1 to 1305 code for a protein of 434 amino acids. Lineage: Eukaryota; Fungi; Ascomycota; Eurotiomycetes; Onygenales; Arthrodermataceae.